UCUCUUUGUAAUUUUAGUUAAAAUCUUGUUUUUUUUUUCUGCAAUGGCUUCUUCAUUCAGUUCAUGUUCUAACACAAAUGCUACACAAAGAAAGCAUUUCCCAUUAGAACGGAGACCCCGAAUGCUAAAAGAUUUCCUUCUGGAUGACUCCAAUUCGUGUUCCUCGAAUGGGUUCAAAUCAUUUCCAAGAAUAGCCUGCCAGGAUUGUAGCAGCAACCGAAAUCUCAUUCAAAUUGAUCUCAACUCUGGCCAUGCAAAGCCAAACUAUGCACAGAGACUUCAAAGAAGCCGAUCAAAAGCUGCCUCCACAACAAUCUCAGCAUUCAAGGCAAUGAUCAACGCUGUCAAACGCAUCCAUUUCAUGACUUCUCCUUCAAUCCUGCCUAGAAGCCUUACACGUAAAUUGUCAACAAGGAAUUCACGGCUCGACUUUGAAAACAAAGAAAGUGAAAUCAAAAUUACUGUGAGAGUUAAAGAUAUCAUACGCUGGAAAUCAUUCCGUGAUUUGGUCGAGGAAAAAUCUCGACCGUCAUAUUUUGCUUCGUCUCCUCAUGGUUGCACAACCAUCACAACAGCGGGAUCCACGUGUACUCCUUGUAGAAGCAGUGGCUCAAGCUGGUGUGACAGCGAUUUUACCAGGGAAUAUUUACUUACCAAGGAAUAUGGUGAAAAUGAAGUUGAGGUGGGUAAAAAAUUCUUACCAUGUGUCGGCAAGGAUCCUAUGGAGACGACAACAGAGUUAACAGCUAACCAAACAGUGGGACCCAAAGUAAGUAAAUAUAAUUUGGUGCAUCUUGACUUUGGCUCUGACGAAUUUUCUCUGGUUGGGUACUUGGGUAUACAUGCGAACCACCUGCAUUUGUUUAAUGGUUCGGAUUUGUCUGGAAGGAAGUAUGCAAGUGAAGAGAAAGAACAGCACAGUCCACUUUCGGUGCUUGAUUUCGAAUAUGAAGAAGAUGAUGAAGACUCAUUCUCCUCUGUCAAUCAAAGCCUCGCCGUAAUGGAGAGAACAAAGCUAAAGCUCACGCCAAAGAUCCGGCGUUUCGAGAGUCUAGCAAAAUGGAUGUCCUUGGAAGAAGCUGGUGAUGAUGUAGAAGAAGAGGAAGAAACAAAUGAAGUCGAACAAAAGGCACGGCUGCUGCUGAAUCAUGUCAAAGAAACAAGUUCAUUGAAGAGCUAUAGUAAUAUCAGUACCGAUAAACUGGUUUUGGAUCUAUUCAGAGAAGAAUUAACAACAGAGUGGAAUCAUAGUCAAACAAGAAAUGCAGACCUGGAAAAUGUUAUGGUUAAGCUAGCAAAAGCAUGGAUCAAUGGAGAACAGAACGAGACAGCAAAAUGGGGAGUAGGGGAAAAAAAAGAGGCGUGUGUUAGAGAUAUGGACAGGGAAGGAAGGUGGAGCAAGUUUGAGGAAGAGCAAGAAGAGUUGGCCUGGGAAGUUGAGAGAGGGGUAAUGAGCAUUUUGGUGGAUGAACUAUUAGUUGAUCUCCUACAAUUCUGACCGCAAAAGCCAAAGUUGAAUUGACACGUUUUUCGGCCAUCAAUUUAACCUGAGGAACAACGAGAGACACAGUUGGCCAGAGCAUGGAUCCUGCUUGUCAUGUUACCACCUGAACAUUGAAAAAGAGCAGGAAUCUCUGUUGUUUGACAUUAUAUAUGGGCGACGUCCAUAAUAUCGAGAGUUUAAUGGUAAAAAUGCGUUACUAGAGCUUAAGGCAUUGUAACGAUGGGGAGAAGAAACCCAUGAAAAAGGGAAAAUCUCAUGCCCUCAGUUUGGGUCCUGUAGUCUUAUGAAUCAGAAUAUAUGCUGAAAUUUGGU
Messenger RNA from Durio zibethinus, 1816 nucleotides. Lineage: Eukaryota; Viridiplantae; Streptophyta; Magnoliopsida; Malvales; Malvaceae. The record is from RefSeq and is a predicted model, not a curated record.